Solanum pennellii is the source of this 1261-nucleotide messenger RNA. RefSeq lists its product as uncharacterized. The transcript has 4 exons. NCBI's taxonomy places the organism in Eukaryota, Viridiplantae, Streptophyta, Magnoliopsida, Solanales, Solanaceae. The record is from RefSeq and is a predicted model, not a curated record. Bases 851 to 1117 code for a protein of 88 amino acids.
AUUUUACUCUGUUUUAUCGACAGUUCUAUUAGUUGGAUCUAAUUUCGUAGUAUCUGUAUUCUUUGUUUUAAAUUCACGAUGAUGAGAUGAAAAUGUGAUGAAUUUUUGACGAAAUGCUUUGUUAUGAUGAAUUUUUUAAUAUAGAUGUAUAAAAUCUGUAUUUUUUGAGAAUUCAAUUAAGCAUGCUGAAUGUGGAACGUUAUUGAACUGUCUGUGGUUUCAUCACUGUUGUCGAUACUUAUUGGGAAUUCAUAUAACACUGUUUGAGUUAUCGUGUAUUCCCCUCGUAGAAUACUGCUUAUGUUAGGUGUCAAACUAUGUGUUGUUUCAUUAAACGGUUAGGUAAUAGCAGAGAAAUCGAACUUGACUAGAAUUGGCACAUUUUCCGCUUGACAUUAGUUAAAAUCUAAGCCUGUGUUUUUCUCUUUGAAAAGAAACAAAAGAUUGUAUGUUUAUCACUUGAUAGUAAUAUUUGUAUGUAUCUCGCUCCUUUUGUUGUGUUUUAUUUCUCUGACUUGCCUGAAGUUCGCGAGUUUUUGAGUGAUCAUGCCUUUUGUAUCGUUAUGUUUUAUUUGACAUCCUUGCAAUAUUUUAAUUUGAGUUCCUUGUGUCUUUAUAUGACCCUGGUGGAUGUGCUUGAUGUAGUUAACUGUCAAUGUUCGAUCCUGAUUUCUGGAGUCCAUUGAUUUUCCGCGACUCUGCAAAUAAUCAAGUCUCUGCUGUGUUUUAGUAUGUGUACUUCUCUAUUACUAGUGAAUAUGUGUCUGGAAUUCUUCGUAAGGAUACUUAAGUGCUCUGUGGUAGGUGAUUGCACCAUAAGUUACUUUCUUCUGGUAGAGGUAAGUUUGACAUGUCAAUUAACGAAAAGUCUUAUUGGUAUCUGCUGCAAUGGAGAAGUAUGUCUUUACAAUCCAAGUUCGGUGAAAACGCAGUUUCAAUGAGUCAUGCUGCAACACACUGGUUUUUGCUGAUGUCUGUAAAAGUGGUUGAUGAUUUGCCUUCAGCUCUUUUGCUUCUUCAGAAAGUUCAAAACCAGGAGGGGUCCUAUAUCGACUUUCUUGGUAUCAUCAUCCGUCUUGCAAGCUCGAGGGUCCUUCGAUUAUGGUUGGCCAAAUGAGAUUCUUUUUGUGUUUUUUAGUUGCAGCUUGGGGGUUCUCUGUUUACUGUUGGCCAACCAUUCCACCACAACUCAUGUUUCGAUCUGUAAUGUAAUGUUUUUUCACUUGUUUCUUCUAAAUAAUCUGAACUGAUUUUACUUGAA